AUGUCCGCCAACGGAAACGAGAACUCGAUCCCGCACAUUCCGCCGCAACAGUUCGGAAGAGGCAACGACGUGCCGGUGAUCGGAGGCGGCGGAAGGGACCGACGGUGCGAGAUCUACAAGUUCACUUCGGAUCAGCCGUUGUACGCCUCCGCGUGGAGCAACAAGGGCAACAUUAAAUUCCGGCUCGCCGUCGGAACCGUCUCCGAUGUGGCCGCCAAUCCGAAGGCUGCCAAUAAGGUGAGAAUCAACAAUUUUUGUUAAAACUGCGAGCAACCUACAACCGCCCGGCGGUCAAAAGUGUAGAAAGGGGCGUGGCCUAGCGUGCACGGUUUAUCAUCAUUUUGGCGCGAAAUUCAAGUUUUAACCCCAUUUUUCAUGUUUUUCGUCAAAAAUGACUCAAAUUCUGCACGGUUUCGACGAUGUAAAUGCAAAAAUUUAUGAAGUUCAUCAAUGCGCACCUUUUGGGCCUAAAACGAGCAGAUUUCGUUCAGAAAUUAAAAUGGUGAAUCGAUUUUCAGAUUUGUGCUGAAAAUGCUCGAAUUUCUGUAAUUUCUCAAUAAUUUUUCUGCUCGAACGCUCAAAAUGCUUUUAUUUUCGUGCUUUAUCAUUUCCGACACUCAUUUUGUCUGGAAACUGUCAAGUUCGGCCGGUAUAAAAACUCAGAAUUUGCGGCAUCGAAUGACUGCGGAGAGAAUAUUUCGAAAAAUGCGAAAAACGUCUCGCACGCUUAGUUUUUACCGAAAUUUGAUUGUUUUCUCUUUGAAAUGUCUUCUUUCCUCGAUAUUUAACACAAAAAUAGCGAAAAAAUGCUGAAAUUGCCGUAAACGCAUCUCAGCGCAGGCCACGCCCCUUUCUACACUUUUGGUCGCCGCAUGCAACCUUCAUUUGAAGCAUUCUCAAUCUCUUGUUAGAUUCUAUACAAUAUUUGUAGUGUUAUCAGAGUCAGAAUCCCGUGAAUAAAUUAAUUUGAUUGCAGGUCUCAAUCGUCCAACUGCGCGACGAGUCGGAGCUCGUGGAGACUACAAGUUUCCCGAUGGAAUUCCCGGCCAAUGCUGUCGGGUUCAUUCCAGACAGCGAUAAUACGUAUCCGGAUCUUCUGGCCACCACCUCCGACUGUCUCCGUCUCUGGAGAAUCGUCGACGGAAAAGCGCAGCCGGACGCCGUGAUGAGCAACGUAAGUGUUUCGGUUUUGGACUUCUCUUAAGUCUUCUCUGCCUGUCCAGAACACUCAGUACGGAUCACCGCUGACGAGCUUCGACUGGAAUGAGCUAGAGCCGCGAUUCAUCGGAGUGUCGAGUGUCGACACCACGUGCACCAUCUAUGACGUGGAAGUCGGCACCGCCAUCGGAUCCACCCGACCGACCAGUGCGUUCUCGGUCAAGACGCAGCUGAUUGCACACGACAAGCCGGUGCAUGACAUUGAGUUCUCGAAGAUCAACGGAGGACGCGAUCAUUUCGCGACUGUCGGUGAGUACCGUACCCUAUUUCGUUGCCUUUCAAGUACGUUUUGUGUUCAGGAGCCGACGGCAGCGCCCGAAUGUUCGAUCUACGUCAUCUGAACCACUCGACGAUCGUCUACGAGGAUCCGAACAAGGAGAAGCUGCAGCGGCUGUCGUGGAACAAGCAGGAGCACUACUUCCUGGCGCUCUUCGCCGAGAACAGUCAGGAGGUGCAGAUUCUGGACAUCCGCAUGCCGUGCAACAUCCUCUGCCGCCUACGCAACCACACGGGUCCGGUCAACGGAAUCGCGUGGGCUCCGCACAGUCCGCACCACAUUUGCACCGCCGGAGACGACUCGCAGGCGCUGAUCUGGGAUCUCCAGCACGUGCCACGACCCAUCGACGACCCGAUUCUUGCCUAUUCGGCUGGCGGAGAGGUUAGUUCGUCUGCGGUCCCAUUGAUUACAGUCAACAUUUCAGGUGAACCAAAUCCACUGGGGACCAGUGCACAGCAACUGGAUCGCCAUCUGCUUCAACAAAACCCUUGAGAUUCUGAGAGUCUAACUCUCUUUUAUAAUUAUAUUGUAUUUGUGUUAUUUGUUGCACCACAUUCCCCGAAUUCCAAAAUUCAAAUCUCGUAUUUUUGUUGUGACCCACUUCCAUCAUUUUUUUAUAUCUUAGAUCUCAGUUCUCAUCCCUUUCAUUUAUAUUUUUUUAAACUUAACUUUCCAAUUGUGAUUUUGUCGGUAUCUUGCCGCAAGUCAUCUCAGGAGUUCGACCAAAAAUAGAUAUUUUUCAUUUUUCUACCCUUUUUCAUUGAUUCUCUGAACCGGUAUUGAAUGGCCGGCCACUUGUACCUAUCGCUUUUCGACUGAUUUCAGACUCGAACCCGUUGAUUCAGAGAAAAUUCUUCCGACACAUCAUCACGCGAAGCAGCGGCCGCAGCUGCAAACAGCCGAAGACUUUCGGUUCGUUCCGAGAGCACCGCCCGUGCCCGCCACGUCACACUCGGCUAUUGUGAGUCUUUUGCUGAAAAGAAAAGGCGGAAAUGUGUUAGAAACGAAGGAGGCACGUUUUUAUGACACUUUUAUUGGUCACGGGGAACACACCUCUGCGGUUCCAUCCUUUUUGAAUAUUAUUCAUCAGAUGAAAGUGGAACUGUUUGUCCAACCACUCUUGGGACUAAAGUAUUCAUGAGCUACCGUAGUCCUGCCUAUGAGAGUGGUCCUUUAUUUUGAAGAGCGCUGAAGACCCGACUGAUAUGUAAAAUCCCGCAGAAAAAUGGCAUUUCCAAAAGUCACCUGACGAUUUCAUAACUUUCCAGACUCCUCGAAUGAUCGAUCAGUCGCAGACGGCGCCCUCCUCCUCGUCGGCGUCCUCCUCUCAUCUGAUGCACCAUCCACACAACUUCACCACCUACAACAGCCAUCCGAACGCCUCCUCCUCCUCGAUCCCCCACAACAGCAUGGGCCAUCCGAACGUCGGACAGCCGCGGAUGGAUCCGUUCAAUCAAAUGCCCACCGAUCUGUACGGAUCCUCUUCGUCCUCUUCGAUACGGCAUCCGCAGUACCGUCCGAUGAUGUCUCAGAUGCCUGCCAACGACAUGGGCGCCUCCACGUCGGCGAUGCAUUCAAUACAGCAACAACCGGUGGACAUUUAUGAUGUAAGUGUUCAAAACAAUUCAUUUGACUCCUGAUCUAACCUGGUCCGUUCUCAGAACUACGGCAAUGCGAGUACUUCCGACAUGAGGAGGAGCAGUGUCCGGGGCGAUCCGCGACGGAAAGAGAUCUACGCCUACAACGCCCCGUUCACAUUAUUCUCGCACGGAUGGAGUGCCGCCACGGAUCCGUCGCGCAAGUUCCGAUUGGCGGCUUCCAGUUUCAUCGAGGAGUACUCGAACAAGAUCCACAUUGUGCAGCUCGACGAGGAGGCCGGAGAGCUCGUGCAUCGGAGCACCUUCGACCAUCCGUACCCGGCCACGAAGAUCAUGUGGAUUCCGGAUCAAAAGGAAACUUUCCGGACUUGCUGGCCACGAGUGGAGACUACUUACGGUUGUGGAAAGUGAGUUUCAACGUGGAAAAGUCACCGAAAACGCAUUUCUAUGCACUUUUUUCCAGGUCGGCACUGACAACAAUGCCCGAAUCGAAUCCCUUCUGA
Molecule: messenger RNA, 3596 nt
Organism: Caenorhabditis sp. 36 PRJEB53466
Lineage: Eukaryota; Metazoa; Nematoda; Chromadorea; Rhabditida; Rhabditidae
Source: the annotation of a GenBank genome assembly